Molecule: messenger RNA, 2374 nt
Organism: Ceutorhynchus assimilis (cabbage seed weevil)
Lineage: Eukaryota; Metazoa; Arthropoda; Insecta; Coleoptera; Curculionidae
Source: the annotation of a GenBank genome assembly
CGAGCAAGCGUCAUUUGACUUUAAAUACCUACCACAAUUUUUAUAUUUUAUACGCAGAAGAGGAUAAUUUUAUUAGGUCUGAGCCUAGGAAACUUAAAUAUCAAUGUGAAUUUUCCAAAGACUUUCGAUUUCCUCAUAAAAAAUAUUUUAAUUGUUCUGCUCAGUACUAAUUUUUAUUUAAAGCAGACGGAAAAGUUACAAAAUCACGAAACUUUAGGAGGUGAAUCCCGUUUAUGCCAACAUUGCACAAAUAACUCUGGUUUCCUCCAGGAGCAGAAUUAGGAAAUCAAAAUGUGAGGGUGUAAAUCGCGCCUGUUGUAUUGAUUAGUGGAAUAAAAAUAGACGAUAAUGGCGCUCUUGCGUCAUAUAGCAAGCAAUCCCCAGACCCAUAUUGAUUUUAAAAGGCCAAAUCCCUUUGAAAUCACGAGUUUUCUGCGUCCGCGCCCGGGAAAACCAUCCCCUCCGUGUACAAUGGCGCGAAGAAUGUGCACGUGUCUUUUGACGUAUGCCAAUCGGAAAAUGUAUCACUUGAAGUAUUUUAUAAAUUUCCCGAUUGCUUUAAAAGAAAAAAAUAAAUUCCCGAAAAAAAGUGCGGUUAACGAUAGUGAAAUGUAGCGGAUUCCUGGAGGAGUUUUUCAAUUGGAAAUAAAACAUAGUGCAAAUCGGUUAUUUCAAACAUAAAAAAGCAUAAAUUUUCAUGAAUUGUACCUAUCGAGUGUGUGCGCAAUGAUCUCUAUUAAAGGACGGUGGGUAUAGUUCUUUUUUAUGUUCUGUAUAUCUAAUUAGAGUCGCUGCCCGAUCGAACCAGAUUCCAAUACUCAAAUGUAGUUUUAAUAAAAAUGGAUAUUGGAAAAUGGUGCAGGAUUUGUUCAGUCGAGGUUAAAUGUGGCAUUUUUGUGUUCAGUGAAGAAGCAAAGCGGGCCUUUUUGCACGCAAAAAUUAGAAAAUAUCUUUCUGUGACGAUUAGUUUAAAUGAUAAAUUGCCAAAAAUGAUUUGCGAAGACUGCAUUUCAAAAAUUAACGGAUUUCACUCUUUUGCCACGAUGGCAUUGAAAAGCCAAGAGAAAAUAAAAAGAUGCAUACUAUCUGCACCAGCUAGUCCAGAAGCAACGAAAGCCAACAGUGUGUCUUUAUUGCAUACUUAUUUAACCAAGGGCACAGAUGAGAAAGUAACCCAAAACAAUGAGACUGAAGUAAUGGAAAUGGAAGUUAGAGUGGACCCAAUGUCAAUUUUACAAUGUUGCUUAGACGAAACAGAAUCCGAAGACGAAUCUGAAGCAAACGCUGCAAAUUCCGAAAAAGACGAAGAUGAUAACGAAGAAAGCACUGACGAUGAAACACAAUCAAAUUCCUUGGAAAACGGUUCAGAAACUGAAAACUCAGAAAACACUUGCAUCAUUUACUUAUGCUCGAUUUGCAAAAGAAGUUUUACAACGAACUUAGCUCUACAGGAUCAUAUGUACGUACAUUCAGCCAAAAGAACCUUAAGCCUGAUAUUUAAUAAAUUUCAAGAAAAUCUUACAACAGUUUAUGUAAAUAGCAGUGAAACAACACACAACGGUGAAACUCAAGAAGACGAAUCCAUUUUGAAUAAAUGCCCUAUUUGUGCCAAACAUAUUUCUUCUAAAGGGGCUUUGAAAGUGCAUUUAGAAACUCAUAGACCGAAAGGUCAAUAUGGAUGUGAUAUUUGUGGAAGAGUGUUCAAAACACAAUGUAAUUUAUAUCGUCAUAAAGAAUACCAUCAAGGCGUUCAAUUUCCCUGUGAAGUUUGCGGCAGAGUUUAUCCGACAAAUAGCACGCUAAGAGCUCACUCAAUCACUCACAGCGAUUUAAGGCCUCAUAAAUGUCCAUUGUGCGAUAAAACGUUUAAGAGAAAUCAAGAUUUAAAGUUCCACAUAAAUCAGCACACAGGUGCAAGGCCCUACCAAUGUCCUUACUGUCCAAAAGCCUUCGCAAGCUCAGGAAAUUGCUUUUCCCACAGAAAACGCAUGCAUUCAAUUGAAGUGGAGCGCGACAGGGAACGAGCAGCCAAAAUUAUGAGAUAAUUUAUUCUGGUGUUUCUGCAUUUUAUUUGUUUUCUGUUAAAAACACAUAUCUCAUCAGGCGAAAAUUGAAUAUCGAUAAAAAUUGUGUUUGAGGUAAUAUAAUUUUACUGAUGAUGAUAAAUAUUUGUGAAUAGAUGUGUAGAGAAAUAUCUGUUCGAAGACUCCAAAUAGUCCCUAUGUUGUUAAUCCAGAACUGAGUUAUGAUAAUACCUAGAAUAUAUUUUAUUUAUUUUUAAUUUAUUUCUAACAUUUGACUGAUAAACACGAUCAGUAUUAAAUAGGUAGUCGUAAGUAGGAUUUAUGUAAAUAAAAUUCUUGUUUAAUUAUUA